AUGGGAGGGAGAGCUAGUGGAGAAGACUCUCGCGCCAGGAGAGUGCACGAUGUGUGGGACUUUAUGAGGGGCAGAGAUUUCCAUCCCCGUGUAGUCCAGCUCCUGCGUGAUAGGGGCUUUUAUAGGAUUUUUCAGAUUGGGCGGCUGCAACUCGACUGGUCUUUGAUAACAGCCUUGAUAGAGCGGUGGCGACCGGAGACGCACACUUUCCACCUGCCCAUUAGCGAAGCCACCAUCACGCUUCAGGAUGUUCAGGUUUUAUAUGGGCUGCCUGCUGAUGGACUGGCCGUUGCACUGCCUCAGUAUAUGAGAUCUAUGACGCGUGCCCAGUAUUUGGACUUGCUGCAGCAGUUCACUGGUUUCAGGCCACAGGGUGAGGCUGCAGCUUCAGGGGGCGGUCGCAUUUCUGUGACAGCUAUUAGAUAG
Nicotiana tabacum (common tobacco) is the source of this 426-nucleotide messenger RNA. Its product is annotated as serine/threonine-protein phosphatase 7 long form homolog. NCBI's taxonomy places the organism in Eukaryota, Viridiplantae, Streptophyta, Magnoliopsida, Solanales, Solanaceae. The record is from RefSeq and is a predicted model, not a curated record. Gene Ontology annotation, biological process: meristem development; meristem maintenance.